AUGCCAUUGAAAGCUAGUAAAAUCUUUGAUCGAACACAUUAUAUACAAAUAUUAUCAAAUACUUCAUGUGAUCGUUAUUGUAACAAUACAUUUGAAGGUUCAUCAAGUGAUCAUAAAUUUCAAUGUGGUUCAUUAACAAAUCCUCAAAUAUGGGCUAUAUAUGAAUUAAAUGGAACAUGUCCAAUAAAUUUUAUUUAUAUGAAAGAAUUGAAAAAAUGUAUAUAUGCAUAUAAAAAUUUUUGGAAUUCAUGUUCACCACCAUCAGUUGGUUUUACUUUUGAUGAUAGUAUAACAUGGCAGACUUUAUUAAAAAUAAUUGAUAAAUUACAAUUAAAUGAUUCAGCUGUAGUUAUUAAUUUUGAUGCAAGUGUUGUUAUUAGUAGUUCAUGGAAAUGUCCAAGUUUAUUAUCAACAUCAACAGCAUCAUCUUAUGUAUGGACAUCUUAUCUUUCACGUUCACGUUCAGGUUCAGGUUUAUAUGAUCAGAAUUCAAAUACACGUUAUAUUUUAGAAAAAGGAUGUUUACUUGAAACUUCAUAUAUAUCAUAUUUAUAUCGAUAUUCACAUAAUUUAUGUGUAACAGAUCCGGUUAACAAAUAUUCUAUAACAAAUAAUGAAGGUGAUAAUGGAACUUAUAUUGCUGCUAUAAAUCCAGUAGUAAAAUAUUGUCCAACAAAUUGGUUUGAUUUAAAUGGACGUUGCUAUCGUGUUUCAGACGAACGUAAGACAAUUGAACAAGCACGAAAUAGUUGUAUUAGUGUAUCAACAACUGGAUCAACCACAGUUGGUCAACCUUCCAUAUGGUUAAUCGAUAGUACUGAUAGUGUAAAUGGUGGAAGUGAAUUAAAUGAUUCACCAAAAGGUGACAUUGUUGAAUAUGUAUCAGAAUGGCAAGCUAGACUUGGAUUUUUUCUUCUUGAUACUGAUCCUGAUCAUGAUGAUGGAGCUCUAGAUACAACAACAUCAUUAUAUAGUAAUUAUUAUGAUGAUUCAUUAUCAUCAAUAUCAGAUAUUGACGAGGUCACUCAUACUGAACAUGAAACAAUAAAUGAAUUUCAAGUAAUUGAGUCAAAUGAAAAUCAAAAUAUUUCAAAUAAUACAUGUGUGGUUAUAACACGUUCAAUAAGUGAAGAAAACGAAAAACCAAUUAUUAGAAAUACUCUUAGGAAUGAUUGUUCGAAACCAAGACAUGCUUUAUGUGAAACAAAUACAUUAAUUGUUCAAAAAUUUCAAUAUGGUUGUUUUAAUAAACCAAAUAUACUUGAUUUACCAGCAUUAAUAUCAAAUCAUUUAACACAUGAAUUAUGUUUAUCUUUAUGUCAAGAAUUACAAACAAAAUUAGCUAUUUUACAUAUUAAUAAAUGUUAUUGUUUAAAUGGUGCUACUUCAAAUUCAUUUAAUAUAACAACAGAUUUUGAAAAAUUUCGACGAAAAAGUUGUGGAAAUAUUUGUCCAGGUAAUUCUCAUGAAAUAUGUGGUAAUGAUAAUACUAUAGUUGUUUUUCAAAUUCUCGAUUCUCGUCGUACAUAUUCAUUUGUUCGUACACCACCUGAACCAUAUCCUAAUUAUUUUUAUGAUAGUUGUAUAUAUUUAAAUUCAUUUAACCAAUCAAUAACAUAUCAAUUUAAAAUUUUAAAUAAACAUGAAUUUCAUCCACGUCAUUGUUUAGCAUUUUGUACAAAAUAUGAACAAAAAUAUGCGUUAAUUAAUGAUAUUGAAUGUUUAUGUACAAAUAAACCAAUAAAAGAUGAAGAUAAUGAUGCUGAUAAAUUACCUGGACAACAUUGUUCUCAACUAUGUGCUGGUAAUUAUUUUUAUUCAUGUGGAAAUAAAAAUAAUUUAACUAUAUAUUCAAUGUAUUUAUUACAACCAAAAUGUCGACAUGGUUUUGAAGCCGCAGAAAAUAAUCAACAAUGCGUUUAUAGUCAUUUUUCUGCUAAAACAAAUUCUCUUGUAUCAGCAAAAAAUUACUGUCAAUCAAUUGGAGGUACAUUAGCAAAAAUUAAUGAUAUUGUUGAAAUUCAAGAUAUUCUACCUGAUUCAAUAUUACAUACACGUCUUAUGCAACAAUUACUUAUUUUUUAUAGAUUUCGAUUUGUUAAUGAUACAAGAUAUUAUUGGAUUGAUCGUACAAGAGAUAUAGCUGAUCCAGCUACAAUAUCCGAACGUUUACUUAAACAAUGUUCUAAAAUACCUGAAAGUGUUGAUACAAAUUGUAUUGCUAUACAAUAUGUACCAAAGUCUGAUCAAAGUCUAAUAAGUCAUGAAAGAUGUAUUAGUGAAUCAAGUGAAUGUUCAAUAGUAUCAGCUAUGCCAGUUUGCGUUGAUAAACAUAUCGAGAUGAAACCAACAUUUGUUUCACCUAUUUCAGAUGAAAAUCCAUCACAAGUAUCAGUUAAUAUUACAAGUGAACAUAUAUGUGAUGAUGAAGAAAAUGAAUAUCAUUUUAUAGAUAAUUAUUGUUAUAAAAUAUCCUAUCAUGAAGUAACUUGGAAAGAUGCUCAAGCAGAAUGUCGACGUGAUAAAGCUAUGGUAUUUGUUCCUGAAAAAUCUAUUACAUUACAAUAUAUAAAAUCAUUAUUUUCACGUCGAAAAUCAUAUACGUCAUCAGGUUUAGCACAUGUUGGUGUUUAUUAUGAUAAUUCAAAUCGUACAGUUAUACAAUAUAAUAUAUCAAGUGAUAAAGAUGUAUUAACUGUACCAGAUUCUAAUGCUAUUUAUGAUUUAUGUGAAAAAACAUUUCAAGAACGUUAUACAGCAUUAAUGUUAUCACCAAGUUUAACAAUAAGUGAAAAAACUCGUUUAAAAACACAACAAAUUGGUUGUGCAUACAUUGAUUUAAUAUCAAAUGUUGUACCAACAAUUCGAUGUGAUGAGAUACCUUGUAAUCGAACAGCAACUGUCAUAUGUCAAAAGUUACCAACUAUUAAAACAAGUAUUAUUCAAGCAAAACGUAGUUUGACUGUUACACCAGCCGCUGAUAUUCCAGAACGUGUAGUAGAACGCAAACAAAAAUUAGUGAUUGGCAAUUUACAACAAACACCUUUGCACAAAGUUGCUACACUUAAUAUUCAUGCAUUCAGUGAUGCUAUUAUGAAAGGUAUCAUGGAACGAUUGAAUAUUCCGAUUCCAACUUGGAUCGUUCGUCGACGAAUUCAUGUCACUAGUCAACCUUCUUCGAAUAAACAGAACCAAUAUCAGAUUCUAAUUGAAGGCCGUGAUCCAGAUAAUGUUGACAUUCCUUAUACAUUGUUCGAACGAAUUCGAGUAAUUGUUGAUCAAAAGGUAAUUAAGCAACGCCAGCGUCAACCGUUCGUAUUUGAUCUCGUUGAUAAUGAUCAACAACCGAUUAUUAUUCGACUGUAUUUCUUUGGACAUUACAAUGAAGUUCCUUUUGAGUUAACUUAUCCGAAUCUGAAAAGUAUCCCAAAGGACGAACAAUUCUAUUUGCUCUAUGAUCCGAUGAAAGGGCAAUGGAAAAAGACCAUUCACAGUGAUGAUUUACUAGUUUGA
Molecule: messenger RNA, 3513 nt
Organism: Rotaria sp. Silwood2
Lineage: Eukaryota; Metazoa; Rotifera; Eurotatoria; Philodinida; Philodinidae
Source: the annotation of a GenBank genome assembly